Tauraco erythrolophus (red-crested turaco) is the source of this 1738-nucleotide messenger RNA. It is a transcript of the gene SPINT1, whose product is annotated as serine peptidase inhibitor, Kunitz type 1. The record is from RefSeq and is a predicted model, not a curated record. Gene Ontology annotation, cellular component: plasma membrane. Gene Ontology annotation, biological process: epithelium development; extracellular matrix organization; epidermis development. NCBI's taxonomy places the organism in Eukaryota, Metazoa, Chordata, Aves, Musophagiformes, Musophagidae. Gene Ontology annotation, molecular function: serine-type endopeptidase inhibitor activity; protein binding.
AUGGCUGGAGGGAGCCCUGCGCCGUGGUUUGUGCUCUGGCUCUACCUGGCGCCAGCCGUCGGCGAAGGGCAGGUGGGGAAACCCUUCGGGGAAACGUGCCUGGAGGAGUUUACGGCGGGGAUGCCGGACUUGGUGCUGGAUACGGACGCCUCGGUCCAGAACGGAGCCACGUUCUUGUCGUCCCCCAUAGUCCAUCGGAGCAGGGAGUGCGUGAGAGCCUGCUGCAAGGAGCCCGCUUGUAACCUGGCUCUGGUGGAGCAGGACCCGGGUACGGACGAAGACCGCAUUCGGGGCUGCUUCCUCCUCAACUGCCUCUACGAGCAGGCUUUCGUCUGUAGGUUCGCCGAGAAGCACGGCUUUCUCAACUUCUUGAGGAAAGACGUCUACGAGUCCUACCUGGCGAUGCAGGAUCUCAGACCUAGCGAUGACCGUCCUCCGAUAGCCCGCACUGCCAUGGACAUGAGGGUACAGCCUGGGGAACCAGUGAUGCUGAGAGGCAUAGAGAGCACGGAUGACCGAGGAAUAGUCAGCUAUGACUGGAAACAAGUCCUUGGCGACCCCUCCGUGGAGAUGAAGAAGCACGAAGAAGACCAGGUAGAAAUCUCCAACCUACAGGCGGGGACUUAUGUCUUCCAGCUUACUGUCACAGACACUGCUCAACAGCAAGACUUCACCAACAUCACCAUCAUGGUGCUGAAUUCUGAGCAGACUGAAGAGCAUUGUUUGACUCCUAAGAAGGUGGGUUGGUGUCGGGGAUCUUUUCCACGUUGGUUUUACAACCCGAGUCUUCAGCAGUGUGAGGAGUUCACUUUUGGCGGCUGCAAGCCCAACAAGAAUAACUACUUGCGGGAAGAGGAGUGUAAACUUGCCUGCAAGAAUGUUAGAGGUUCUGUUGGUGGGCGACAACAGCCAGUGUGCAAUGGGAAGUGUCAGACUCCCUUCUUCAGGUGCAAGGACGGCUGCUGCAUCGAUGCCUAUCUGGAGUGCGACAAAACUCUCGACUGUGCUGAUGGAUCGGACGAGAUGUAUUGUGAACAAUAUGCCCGUGAGUUCAACAGGCUGCAGAAAAUCAAUGUCACACAUAAGCAAGGUCACUGUGUGGACUUGCCUGAUGCUGGACAGUGCACCGAGAGCAUCCCGCGCUGGUACUACAACCCAUUCUUUGAGAAAUGCGACCUCUUCACCUACAGAGGCUGUGGUGGCAACAAAAACAACUUCAAAGAAGAGGAAGACUGCAUGAAAUCAUGUUCAGGCAUCACAAAAGCAGAUGCCAUUGGCCAGAGAUGGGAAUCACAUGAGUCCCAAAGUGCUGUCUUAAGUGCCUUUGAGGUAGUGAUUGCCGUGCUCCUUGGGAUCUGCAUCAUGGUGGUCCUGGUGAUUAUCGGCUACUUCUUCCUGAAGAACAGGAGGAAGAACAGCCGCCGCCGUCAGCCAACCACGGCUACUAACUCAACCCUCUCCACCACAGAGGACACUGAGCAUCUGUUUUACAGCAGUACCACCAAACCAGUCUGACCUACAGCCUCUCUCUCCAGCCCAGCACUGGGGCACACUCCAAAGCUUCUGGAGUUCUGUUUUUAGACACGGGCCCGUGCCUGAAGGACUCUUUCUCUUUAAAGGCAUUUGUAGCAUCAGGCCAAGAUCUAGCCAUGAUUUGGCAGUACUAAUGUUUGUGAUUGUCUUGGCUAAAUGGAUGCUCUGGAAAGUGAGGAUCUGGGAGCAUUUUGAUACUCUCUGA